This is a messenger RNA of Notolabrus celidotus (New Zealand spotty), 1341 nucleotides long. RefSeq names its product COP9 signalosome subunit 5 (gene cops5). Gene Ontology annotation, cellular component: cytoplasm; COP9 signalosome. Lineage: Eukaryota; Metazoa; Chordata; Actinopteri; Labriformes; Labridae. Bases 156 to 1160 code for a protein of 334 amino acids. The transcript has 8 exons. Gene Ontology annotation, molecular function: protein binding; deNEDDylase activity; metallopeptidase activity. Gene Ontology annotation, biological process: protein deneddylation. The record is from RefSeq and is a predicted model, not a curated record.
UAUAUUUGUUUGAUCCAGUGUCAUGGCUCCCUGAGUCUGCUUGUGGCCCUGUUACGGUAUCAGUGUUUUUGGAGAAAUAUAACAUUUCCCCUCCUAUUUGAUCAGAAACAAGGCUUUUUUUUAACCACUCGUGUUUUUUGUGAAGAUUAUUCAUCAUGGCUGGAAGCAGCACGGCGCAGAAAACAUGGGAACUAUCGAAUAGCAUGCAGGAAGUACAGAGCAUAGAUGAAAUAUACAAAUAUGACAAAAAGCAACAACAAGAAAUCCUCGCUGCAAAGCCUUGGACAAAGGAUCAUCACUAUUUCAAGUACUGCAAGAUCUCCGCCUUGGCCCUGCUGAAGAUGGUGAUGCACGCCAGGUCUGGGGGGAACCUGGAGGUGAUGGGCCUCAUGCUGGGGAAGGUGGACGGUGAAACCAUGAUCAUCAUGGACAGCUUUGCCCUGCCUGUGGAGGGCACCGAGACCAGGGUCAACGCCCAGGCUGCAGCAUAUGAAUACAUGGCUGCCUACAUUGAAAAUGCCAAACAGGUCGGCCGGCUGGAGAACGCGAUUGGCUGGUAUCACAGUCACCCGGGUUACGGAUGCUGGCUCUCGGGCAUAGAUGUCAGCACUCAAAUGCUCAACCAGCAGUUCCAGGAGCCUUUUGUUGCUGUAGUCAUCGACCCCACUCGGACUAUAUCUGCAGGGAAAGUCAACCUCGGCGCCUUCAGGACCUAUCCAAAGGGUUAUAAACCUCCUGAUGAGGGACCCUCAGAGUAUCAGACCAUCCCCUUGAACAAGAUUGAAGACUUUGGUGUUCACUGUAAACAGUAUUAUGCCUUGGAGGUCACUUACUUCAAGUCCUCCCUUGAUAGGAAGCUUCUGGAGCUCCUUUGGAAUAAAUAUUGGGUCAAUACUUUAAGUUCCUCAAGUCUCCUCACGAACUCAGACUACACUACAGGCCAGGUAUUUGACCUGUCUGAGAAGCUGGAGCAGUCGGAGGCUCAGCUGGGCAGAGGAAGCUUCAUGCUCGGGUUGGACACACAUGACAGGAAGUCUGAGGACAAACUGGCCAAAGCAACAAGAGACAGCUGCAAGACGACCAUUGAAGCUAUCCACGGUCUGAUGUCUCAAGUCAUCAAGGACAAACUCUUCAAUCAGAUCAACACGUCUUCAAAUUAAAGCUGAACUGCAGACCAGCUCUCCUGGAUUUCUUGUGCAUGUCUGGCACUUACUGGUUUGUGUUUAACUGCUAAGGGGUUGUAUUCUGUGAAGGGAGUUCUUUUUUUUAUUCAGUUUCUUCUUAUGUUAGAAUUACAGAUUAUUGAGUCAUGCAAAAAAUAAAGCAUACGUUGAAGCUGUG